AUGAGGUGUAAGAAGCACUUACCUGACCUCACCAGCACCAUCGGCGUUUGCGCUUCGUGUCUCAGGGAACGUCUCCACCCAAUCUACGCAGCCCAGGUCCAGGCCCAAGCCCAAUCAGGAGAAAACGCAUCUCCCCAACGUCAACGGAACCCCAAGGAGGAGGACAAACCUGCGCCGAUUAAUUUCCCGCGCUCGGUGUCCCCCUACGUCGCGCGCAGAAAAUCCGACUGCGACACCAGCCGAGAGAGGCUCUUCUACGGCACGCCGCAGGCUAAACCUGCCGCGCGCGACGGCGGAGAUGUGCCGGAGAAGCGGAGACACGGCGGCGGAAGGUUCUGGAUGCUCUCGAACAUCUUCCGCGGUAGAUCGCACAAGACGGAGACUGCGCGUCGGGAACCUUGCGAGGAACGGUCGACGGGAUCGUCGUGGUUCACGACGAUGCUCCACGCGCGCCACCACAAAGGCGGCGAAAGUGACAGACGGAGAUUCCGGCGCGCGGAUCGAGGCAUGUCGCCGUCGACGGCGGCUGAUUUCUCCGAUGAGGCGGCGCAGGAGCGGUCCGAUUCUGGGAAUUCGACGGAGUGUUCACCUCAGAAACAGAAUCCGACGCCUGCAACGGCACAUCGGCGGUCUCGGAUGGGAGCCGGCGGCGGAGGCAAGGGACUGUCGACGAGCAUGGCGUUCUGUCUGAGCCCUUUGGUUCGGGCGAGUCCGAACCAGCAUUGGACCCAUAACAAUAAUAAUACCAAUAAUAGUAAAGGAUUGGGCCAGGAAAUGGGUGCUGGUGGGCCCCACCACAUAUCAUCUGCGGCGUCGUUUUGCGCCAAUCGGUCGCGGAAGCUAGCGGAUUUCGGCAGGAACCCGCACAACCGUUGAUUUUGCUGACCGUGGUACGGGCUUGUGUUUUUGUCCGUUUCCGUUUCGUUUUGUAGAUUCUUUUUUCUAUUUUUUUUUCUUCCGACAAAAAACCUAAUCAUUUUUCUCUUCUCUUCUUUCUCACUUUGUAUAGUUCACAUAGCUCAUUGCAAUUUACAAAAGAAAAAAAAAUAUAUA
Molecule: messenger RNA, 1053 nt
Organism: Vigna radiata var. radiata (mung bean)
Lineage: Eukaryota; Viridiplantae; Streptophyta; Magnoliopsida; Fabales; Fabaceae
Exons: 1
Coding region: 1-876 (291 amino acids)
Source: RefSeq, a predicted model, not a curated record